Messenger RNA from Corticium candelabrum, 1676 nucleotides. Its product is annotated as phenylalanine-4-hydroxylase-like. Gene Ontology annotation, biological process: L-tyrosine biosynthetic process. The record is from RefSeq and is a predicted model, not a curated record. The transcript is spliced from 14 exons. Gene Ontology annotation, molecular function: iron ion binding; phenylalanine 4-monooxygenase activity. NCBI's taxonomy places the organism in Eukaryota, Metazoa, Porifera, Homoscleromorpha, Homosclerophorida, Plakinidae. The coding region runs from base 48 to 1409 and encodes 453 amino acids.
UCCCGGAUUGUUGCCCCUGUCCAUUUGUACAGUGUACCGAGUACACGAUGACUGACCAUGCUGCGAAAAAGGCGAAAAUUGAGGCUGGUAGCGACGCCGACAGUUCUACACCAGUCGGACCAAGCGCCAAUGGAGACGCAUCAUGUACCACUUCCAUUCUGUUUUCACUUAGGCACGUCGCCGGCUCGCUCACAAACGCUCUCAAGCCGUUUGAGAUGUUUACUGUGAACAUGACGCACAUUGAAUCUCGACCAUCUAAGACUGCAAAUGAUCAGUACGACUUCUUUGUGGAUUGUUUGGAUUGUGAAGAUGGAAAGCUGGCAAGUCUUGUUGAAGAGUUGAAGAAGAGAUCUUUGAGUGUGCAAGUGCUGUCAAGGUCUUCAAACCAUGCAGAUACAAUUCCUUGGUUUCCUCACAAGUGCUCUGACUUGGACAAAGUUGCUAAUGAGAUUGUUGGUUAUGGUGGAGGUCUUGAUGCAGAUCAUCCGGGAUUUAAGGAUACAGUCUAUCGAACAAGACGUCAGUACUUUGCUGAUAUUGCCAUGAAAUACAGGCAUGGUCAUCCAAUUCCAAGAGUUGAAUAUACUGAAGAAGAGACACGGACCUGGGGUACAGUCUUUCGUGAACUGAGGAAGCUGUAUCCUACUCAUGCGUGCAAGGAGCACAAUCGAAUAUUUCCUCUGUUAAUUGAAAACUGUGGCUACAGAGAGGACAAUAUUCCUCAAUUACAAGAUGUCUCCAAGUUUCUCACGGACUGCACUGGUUUCCGUCUUCGUCCAGUUGCCGGUCUGCUGUCAUCGCGUGACUUUCUUGCUGGCCUUGCUUUUCGAGUUUUUCACUCAACACAGUACAUACGUCAUGGAUCUAAACCGAUGUACACUCCAGAACCGGAUGUAUGCCAUGAAUUGUUAGGUCAUGCACCAUUGUUUGCUGAUCCCGUGUUUGCUCAGUUUUCGCAGGAAAUUGGUCUUGCAUCGUUGGGUGCGCCUGAAGAAUACAUUAAGAAACUGGCUACUUGUUAUUGGUUUACUGUCGAGUUUGGGUUGUGCAAGCAGGAUGGAAAGAUGAAGGCGUAUGGUGCCGGACUGCUUUCGUCGUUUGGAGAGCUGAAGUACUCCAUUGAAGAUGACCCCGAACGUCGACCAUUUGACCCUGCUAAGACCGGCGAACAGUCAUACCCCAUCACAGAAUACCAGCCAGUAUAUUUCUACACAGAAUCAUUCGAGGAUGCAAUCGAGAAAAUGAGAGCUUUUGCUGCCACCAUUCCUCGUCCUUUUACAGCUCGUUACAACCCAUACACAGAGAGUGUCGAACUGCUCGACAGCGUUGAUAAGCUCAAGUUGAUGGCAGCAGAUUUGAAAGCAGCUGUGACUCAUUUCUAUCAAGCACUCGACAAGUUGGCCAAGUAGGAGUUUGACCAUUGACUUGAUGCAACACUGCGUAAUUUCUAAUUGAACUUGAUCAUUGUAAUCAUCACGCAUUUUAUAGCAGCGCUACAGUAUAUUAUGUCAACUGGUUAUCCUUUGAAUGCGUUUAGUGUUGGGUGGUAAGGGUUGUCUGUAAGACAUACAUACAUUUUGCGUGGUGAUUGUACAAUACUACUGUAGUAUUCAUUUCAGAGUAGAAAAUAACAGUCAGUCAUCGGUCAUUGAUUGAUCAACUGGUGUUCAUAACUG